Helianthus annuus (common sunflower) is the source of this 943-nucleotide messenger RNA. RefSeq lists its product as uncharacterized. NCBI's taxonomy places the organism in Eukaryota, Viridiplantae, Streptophyta, Magnoliopsida, Asterales, Asteraceae. The transcript is spliced from 2 exons. The coding region runs from base 427 to 747 and encodes 106 amino acids. The record is from RefSeq and is a predicted model, not a curated record.
CUAAAUUCACACAAGAAACACAAACCAUUGUGUCUGCCUCUCCCUCUCUCGAUCUACACUCCAGAACACACACACACACCUCGAUCUCCCUUUGAUCGGUGUACCGGCCGACCACCACCACCACCGUUUGGUGGUGGUGCGACGAAGAAACAGAGAGAGAAACGAUGAGAGAGAGACGAGGCAGAGGUGAACGGCGGAACCAGAACCGCCGCUGGUCGGCGGCGGCAGCGGUGGCAGCGACACGGUGUUGGCGGAGGUGACAGUCGACGACAGAAGUGGGAUAUCGGCUUUGGUUCGGGUUAUUUCAGUCUCGGAGUCUCGGUCCAACGGGUUCACGGUAAGCCCCGUUUUUUUUUCCUUUUGUCUCUUGUCUGUUUGGAUGGCAAAAGAUGAUAAUGAUGAUGUCAUUAUGUUGAUCUGCUGUUGAUGAGGAGCAUGACGAUGGUUAAUGGCAACAGUGGCGACUCGAUGGGAGAGAAAGGAGGUGUCGGCCACCCUACGCGGCGGCGGCCGGCGGUAACCGAAGAUGAUGGUGAUGGUUGGUUAGGUUCAAGUUCAAGUUCAAGUGACAUGGUUCAGCUACAGAUUGUUCAGGUGGUUCCGUUCACUCUUGGUUCAGAUUUGGUUCAGUCAAAGUUCAGUCAAAGCUGGUCAAACCUGGUCAACUCAGCGAGUCAACUCGGGUCAACGGACGGUCAAACGCGGUCAACACAAGGCCCGGUAAACUUUAAACGAAACACAUUUUAGUUUCGUUGUUUAUAUACAUUACACUUAACGCGAACCGAGCUCGAACCGUUAGCGAUUAGAUAACGUUUAUAUAGUAGUGAUUAUUUACGUUUUGGCGAAUGAUGAAAAUUAUAUAUAUAUCGUUUGUUGACAAUUGUUGAAUUUUUAACAAAAUAACGACAACUUGUGUUGUCGGGGUUAUUCGAAAAACAGAGGA